ACGUACUAGACGAGCAAGAUUAUGCUUGGCUUUCUAUCGCUCAGUUUUGCUUCCUGCAUUCAGGUGAAGUUUUGCCAUUUUGGUCCCUCCCUCGCUUAGUAUUAACCUGGUUUGCUGAGACAGGAAGCGUACUUACAGCAAGUAGUGUUUAGGGUAGCUGGUCUUUGACAGCCAUGGAAACAAACUUAUGGGAAACCUGGAUAAUAAAAUAAGGAAAACGUGUGCAGGUCAAGUAAACAUUAACAAUAAACUACUUGUUGGAAUACAAACUUUCAGAAUCGUAAAUACAACUGCAUCGAAAACUAAUAGCUUCGCGGAUUAUAAUUUAAUACUGAACAGGUACACCUAUUGGGAAGACUAGAGGAUAAAAAAAGAUAUUCUUUUGUAAAAGAACUACACAUUCUAAGUCAGUUGCUGAUAUUUGAGCUCUGUUUAAAUUUCCCUCCUUUUUAGCAAAGCGGUGAAAGAGGGGGACUUGGAGUAGAAUUCUCCCCGACAGCCUGAGCUCAGGCCUCGGGGUCACAAUCUAGAAUUCUCCCCCGGGAAGGAAGAUAAGGAUACACGUUGGUUAUAUACAUUUAUGUGUUUUAAAGGGAAAUAAGGAGUCGUCGGGGUUGGUUGUGUAUUGUAUUCAUAUUUUAACAAAAUGGAUCAGCAGUGUGGUUCCGCGUCUGCUGGGGUGCCUUCUUCCAAAAGCACCAAAGACAAGAAAUCGAAGAAAAACCUGGAUGACGGAGACGGGAAAAAGAAAUUUACUCUGAAGCGACUGUUUCCUGAUGAGCUGGAGCGCUUCACCAGCAUGAGAACGAAGAAGGAAAAAGAGAAGCCGUAUGUCUCCCAGCGGCACCCCUCUGCCUCACAUUACGAGGUCCCAUCUCAGUCUGCUAUGCUUAACGACCUGCCUGACAAUACUGUGCUGGAACUCUUUGAACAGAUGCUGGUGGAUAUGAAUCUGAUUGGUGAAAAACAGCAGCCCUUGCGAGCAAAGGACAUCUCCAUUAAAAGAGAAAUGGUCUCCCAGUAUCUGCAUACCUCUAAAGCUGGCCAAAGUCAGAAGGAGAGUUCUAGAUCAGCGGUGAUGUAUAUCCAGGAGCUGAAGUGUGGGUUAAGAGAAGGUCAGCUGCUAAGCUGCCUGGAGUCCUUGAGAGUUUCACUCAAUAACAAUCCUGUUAGCUGGGUCCAGAAUUUCGGGGCUGAAGGUUUGGCAUUGCUGCUGGAUAUUUUGAAGAAGUUACAGGAUGAUAAAGACGAUCCAUACAGUGCAAUUGGUGUUAAGUGUCAACAUGAGGUCAUCAGGUGCCUAAAAGCCUUCAUGAACAACAUGCAUGGUAUAAAAGCCAUGCUGAAAUCGGAGGAUGGGAUUCCCCUGCUUGUCCGAGCCAUCAAUCCCAGAGUACCUCACAUCAUGGUAGAUGCUGUGAAACUGGUAUCUGCGAUCUGUAUCUUGGAUCACUCUGACAAUCUGCAUGUCAGUGAGCGUGUGCUGGAAGCCAUUACAGAGCAUGCUGAGAAUGAAGAUAUUGAGAGGUUCCAGCCACUGCUUUCUGGAAUGAGAAAGUCAGGAGUAACUUUGAAGGCAGGUUGCAUGCAGCUGAUCAACGCCCUCAUCACUCAAGGCGAUGAACUGGACUUCAGAAUUCACAUACGGAGCGAGCUGAUGAGACAGGGGCUGAAAGAUAUCCUUACGGAACUGCGUCAGAUUGAGAAUGAAGAGCUGAAAGUGCAGCUGUCUGUGUUUGAUGACCAUUCAGAAGAUGACUCUGAAGAGCUGAGAGCCCGAUUGGAAGAUGUCCGCAUAGAGAUGGAUGAUGUGACUGAAGUUUUCCAGGUCCUUCAAAACACUGUGAAAGACACGAAAGCAGAGCCUUACUUCCUGUCUGUUUUGCAGCACUUCCUCCUCAUUCGCAAUGACUACUUAGCAAGACCUCAGUACUUCAAGCUUAUAGAUGAAUGCAUUUCCCAGAUAAUCUUGCAUAAGAACGGUGCAGAUCCUGACUUCAGAUGUAAAAGGUUUAAACUUGAUGUAGAAGGAUUAAUUGAUAACAUGGUAGACCAGAUCAAAGUAGAGAAGAGUGAAGCUAAAGCUAUUGACCUGGAGAAGAAGCUUGAUACUGAGCUAACUGCCCGACAUGAGCUCCAUGCAGAGCUGAAGAAGAAGGAGAGUGAUUUUGAACUGUAUGUGAAAGAUCUGAAUUCAGAGAAAGAAGCAGUGAUCUUGGAGAAGCAAAAUAAAGAAACGGAGAACAAACAACUGCAGAGCAAGAUUGACAACCUUCAAGAAGAGAUUAACAAGCUGUCUCUAGAACUGCAAGAUGCAAAAACCAAGAUCAUCACAGUGCCAGUUCCAGUGGCAGGACCACCACCAGCUCCCCCACUACCAGGGCAUGUGGGAAUGCCCUUGCCUCCUCCUCCACCUCCCCUUCCUGGGCAAAUGGGAAUGCCACCACCUCCGCCCCCUCCCCCUUUACCAGGGCAAGCAGGAAUGCCCCCUCCACCCCCUCCGUUGCCAGGGCAAACAGGAAUGCCCCCUCCACCCCCUCCGUUGCCAGGGCAAACAGGAAUGCCCCCUCCACCUCCUCCCCUACCAGGACAAGCAGGAAUGCCCCCUCCACCUCCUCCCCUACCAGGACAAGCAGGAAUGCCCCCUCCACCCCCUCCGCUGCCGGGGCAAGCAGGAAUGCCGCCUCCACCCCCACCAUUGCCGGGGCAAGCAGGAAUGCCCCCUCCACCCCCUCCAUUUCCAGGUGGACCUGGGAUGCCACCUCCUCCCCCUCCCCCAGGCGGGCCAGGGGCACCCCCACCUCCUCCCCCUGGCUGGGGGUUUUCUGUCCCAGUUCUUCCGUUUGGGUUGGUGCCCAAGAAGGACUACAAGCCAGAGGUGCAACUCAAAAGGGCUAACUGGUCAAAGAUUGCGCCAGAGGAACUGUCUGAGAAGAGUUUCUGGACAAAGGUGAAAGAAGAUAAAUUUGAAAACAAUGAACUGUUUGCUAAACUCACCCUGGCCUUCUCUGCACAGACCAAGUCAUCUAAAGGUAAGAGUGCAUUUCUUAAAUUAUAUUUUACAUUAAUACACUGAAACUCUGCCGAAAAA
Acipenser ruthenus (sterlet) is the source of this 3091-nucleotide messenger RNA. Its product is annotated as protein diaphanous homolog 1-like. Gene Ontology annotation, biological process: actin filament polymerization; actin cytoskeleton organization. NCBI's taxonomy places the organism in Eukaryota, Metazoa, Chordata, Actinopteri, Acipenseriformes, Acipenseridae. Gene Ontology annotation, cellular component: actin filament; cytoplasm. The coding region runs from base 647 to 3076 and encodes 809 amino acids. The transcript has 18 exons. The record is from RefSeq and is a predicted model, not a curated record. Gene Ontology annotation, molecular function: actin binding; microtubule binding; small GTPase binding.